AUGACCAAGCGAACAAAGAAGGUCGGUGUUACCGGUAAAUACGGUACCCGUUACGGUGCUUCCCUGCGAAAGCAGGUCAAGAAGAUGGAAAUCACCCAGCACGCCAAGUACACUUGCACCUUCUGCGGAAAGACUACCGUCAAGCGCCAGGCUACCGGUAUCUGGGACUGCAAGUCUUGCAAGCGCACCGUCGCUGGUGGUGCUUACGUCGUUGCCACCCCCGCUGCCGCUGCCAUGCGAUCAACUCUGCGACGACUCCGAGAGAUUGCUGAGGUUUAA
Messenger RNA from Fusarium poae, 279 nucleotides. It is a transcript of the gene RPL37A, whose product is annotated as 60S ribosomal protein L37A. Gene Ontology annotation, cellular component: ribosome. The record is from RefSeq and is a predicted model, not a curated record. Lineage: Eukaryota; Fungi; Ascomycota; Sordariomycetes; Hypocreales; Nectriaceae. The transcript is spliced from 4 exons. Gene Ontology annotation, biological process: translation. Gene Ontology annotation, molecular function: structural constituent of ribosome. The coding region runs from base 1 to 279 and encodes 92 amino acids.